Cryptococcus amylolentus CBS 6039 is the source of this 1602-nucleotide messenger RNA. RefSeq lists its product as hypothetical. Bases 1 to 1602 code for a protein of 533 amino acids. NCBI's taxonomy places the organism in Eukaryota, Fungi, Basidiomycota, Tremellomycetes, Tremellales, Cryptococcaceae. Gene Ontology annotation, molecular function: transmembrane transporter activity. Gene Ontology annotation, biological process: transmembrane transport. Gene Ontology annotation, cellular component: membrane. The record is from RefSeq and is a predicted model, not a curated record. The transcript has 13 exons.
AUGUCUGAGGACUCCACUCUCGCUGACCGUACUCCCCAGCUCUCCGUCGAGGAUCAGGAGAAGGGCGUGGUCAAGGACUCGAAGGCAGACAAAGAGUCCGGCUCUGACCGCCUCGCAUCUUUAAGCCAAGGACGAAAGAACCUGCUGCUCCUCAUCUUCUCGAUUGCUACCUUUGUCGAUGUCUGCAACGUUUCGGGGGCAGCAGUAGCUGUGGCUCAGAUCAGUCAAGACAUUCAGCUCGGUGCCUCUCAGGUCGUCUGGAUUAUCACCAGCUACAGUAUUUGUUUUGCUGCCUUCUUGCUCUUUGCUGGCCGUCUCAGUGACAUCUUUCCCGCCUCGAUCGUGUUUGAAGGCGGCUUCUUCGUCCUAGGAAUAUUCAGCCUGGUCGUGUCAUUUGUAACAUCCAACAAAUAUGGUUUCUUGAUCCUGCGAGGACUCGCCGGUAUCGCUGGAAGUAUGACUAUACCAUCUUCUUACCACCUUACCGUGCACAUGUUUCCUGAUCACAAGGAGCAGCAGGCAAAGUUGGCUCUGCUCUCCCUGUCUGGAGCGAUAGGCAAUGUACUAGGACUGCAAGUCAUGACCCCAGUAGUGCGCCAGAGCUACAAAUGGUUCUUUCGAGUGCUCGCCAUUAUCUGCUUUAUCUUCACCAUCAUCUGCGUACUAAUACUCCCCAUGACCGGCCACGAAGGCCAGGUCGAUGGCAUACCCAAAUGGAAGAAACUCGACUUGAUCGGGGUCGGGCUCUUGGCAGCGGCUCUUGUCUGUUUCAUCUUGUCCCUUACUCAAGGUCCCAUCGAUGGUUGGGGGUCGGCUGCUUUCAUUGCUCCGUUUAUCAUCAGCUUUGCUGCUGGUAUAGCAUUCUUCUUCUGGGAGUCCUGGAUUCCCCAGAAGACGGCGGUACUGCCGAGCUCGGUCUGGAAGAUCUCCAACAUCAUCAUCAUGAGCUUGGCUAUCGGAAUAGCAUGCAACGAGCUGACAGCCCUCACAGUCCCGUUCUGGUCAACAUCGCAACUCAUGUACUCGACCUACUUUCAGGAAGUUUUGCAAUGGACUCCGAUAAAAGUCUCAGCGGCGAUGCUGCCGCAAGGCAUCACGGGUCUCAUCAUUGGUGGCUCAGCCCAGUACAUUCCUCAGAUCAUCACCAAGCCCAAGUUCACUCUUCCCCUCGGCGGUAUUUUGAUUAUUGCUGCCGAGAUACUUCAGAUAUUUUCCAAUGGUGGGCAUGGUAAAGACUACUGGAGGUUUUGUUUCCCAGCAUACAUUCUCGGCAGUGCCGGUGCGAUCUUGUCAUACCUUUGCACAUCAAUUAAUCUCAUCACGUACUGUCCACCCGAGAUGGCUGGAGUAGCAGGAGCUCUUGUUCAAGUCGUCGCUCAGAUAGCAUCCGCCAUCACUCUCGCCGUACAAGCAUCUUUUGAAGGCCAAGGCGUGCAAGACUGGAACAUGGCCGCUCGCCGUUCAUUCUACUUUCAGAUCGCGUGGACGGCUGUGCUUUGUAUACAAUUCGUCGUCUUUUUCAGAAAACCGACGUCCCCCGAGGAGGCGCAUGAAGCUACUAGGAAGAGGAUCGCGGAAAGCGGUAAAGAUGCUGGGCUGUAA